This is a messenger RNA of Syngnathoides biaculeatus (alligator pipefish), 6865 nucleotides long. It is a transcript of the gene hcfc1a, whose product is annotated as host cell factor C1a. Lineage: Eukaryota; Metazoa; Chordata; Actinopteri; Syngnathiformes; Syngnathidae. Gene Ontology annotation, biological process: regulation of DNA-templated transcription; chromatin remodeling. Gene Ontology annotation, cellular component: histone methyltransferase complex. Bases 385 to 5514 code for a protein of 1709 amino acids. The record is from RefSeq and is a predicted model, not a curated record. Gene Ontology annotation, molecular function: transcription coactivator activity; protein binding. The transcript is spliced from 28 exons.
UAGUAAGGGACAAUAAACCUCGGAGUAUUAUAGAAACGUGUUGCCAUGACGUGUCCGUUGUUAAGCAUUAUCAUAAUAUUUAUUUCGAAUCAUUGUUAAAUGUCCUCUUCACUCAUGUCAUCCUUGCCGGAUUGGUGAGGGUAAAUAUAAAGAGUUUGCCUAUUCGUAGCCAACAUCGUCUCCGAGUUGUUCUCAGUUGCCAUGUUUGCUUUGGGUGACGCCAACCGUCUCCAUUUUCCUCCGCCUCUGGUUGUCAAGAAGAUGGCAGCUUCCAGGCAGGCAUGAGAGGAAAUAUUUCUUCGCAAAUCGAAUGAAUCGGGAUUAUUACAGCAAGAUUAGACCACCCGUCAGUGCUUUUCCAGAUACUGCAUCGAAUUAGAAGUCAUGUCUGUCCCUGGCUCCGCGGUGACUGGGACCUCGGCGUCGGUUCUGCAACCGCGGUGGAAACGGGUCCUCGGAUGGUCGGGUCCUGUUCCCCGGCCCAGACAUGGACACAGAGCCGUGGCGAUAAAGGAACUGAUGGUUGUGUUUGGCGGUGGAAAUGAAGGGAUAGUGGACGAAUUACAUGUCUACAAUACUGCAACAAACCAGUGGUUUAUCCCUGCUGUCCGUGGUGACAUUCCACCAGGAUGUGCUGCCUAUGGGUUUGUCUGUGAUGGCACAAGAUUGCUGGUAUUUGGUGGUAUGGUGGAAUAUGGAAAGUACAGCAAUGAUCUUUAUGAAUUACAGGCCAGCCGAUGGGAAUGGAAAAAGUUAAAAGCAAAAAAUCCCAAAAACGGGCCCCCUCCCUGUCCACGUCUUGGUCACAGUUUUUCCUUGGUGGGAAACAAAUGUUACUUGUUUGGCGGACUUGCCAAUGACAGUGAGGACCCGAAAAACAACAUUCCGAGAUACCUGAAUGAUUUGUACAUACUCGAGCUUCGUGCCGGGUCCAGCGUUGUUGCAUGGGAUAUUCCAAUCACGUAUGGAGUCCUGCCUCCUCCUCGUGAAAGCCACACUGCAGUGGUUUACACAGAAAAGACAAGUAGAAAAUCUCGACUGAUAAUUUAUGGGGGAAUGAGUGGAUGUCGUCUUGGAGAUUUGUGGACUCUUGACAUUGAUACCUUAACAUGGAACAAACCAUCAGUGAGCGGCACAGCACCACUUCCUCGGAGUCUACAUUCUGCCACUACCAUCACAAAUAAGAUGUAUGUUUUUGGCGGAUGGGUUCCCUUAGUAAUGGAUGAUGUCAAAGUGGCCACACAUGAGAAAGAGUGGAAAUGCACAAAUACCCUAGCCUGUUUAAAUCUCGAUACCAUGUGCUGGGAGACAGUGUUGAUGGACACCCUUGAAGACAACAUUCCCCGGGCCCGUGCUGGGCAUUGUGCUGUGUCUAUCAAUUCCAGACUGUAUGUUUGGAGUGGUCGUGAUGGAUACCGUAAAGCAUGGAACAACCAAGUCUGUUGUAAAGACCUCUGGUACCUUGAAACCGAGAGGCCACAUGCCCCUGCUCGAGUGCAGUUGGUCCGUGCCAAUACCAACUCUCUAGAAGUGAGCUGGGGUGCAGUUUCCACUGCAGACACAUACUUGUUGCAGCUGCAGAAAUAUGACAUCCCUGCAACUCCAGCUGUAGCCUCGCCAGCCAUGAGUUCAAUCCCCUCUCAACCCGUGAACUCUCCUAAGAGUCCCGCUCCGGCUGCUGCAGCCCCUUCACCACAGACUCUUUCACAAGCUGCUGUGUUGAAGGUUGCUACUCAGCAAUCUGCCACAGGUGCAUCUGUUGUCACAGUACGCCCAAGCCAGCCUGGGAAAUCUCCUGUAACUGUGACGUCCCUUCCUCCUGGUGUCAGAAUGGUUGUGCCUGCCCAGGCUACACAAGGCUCGCCGAUUGGUAGUAGCCCUCAGAUGAGUGGAAUGGCAGCAUUAGCUGCCGCAGCUGCAGCAACACAGAAGAUUCCACCAUCCUCUGCUGGAACAGUCCUCAAUGUUCCUGCAGGUGCCACAAUUCUCAAAACAGUAGCUGUUUCCCCUGGCACAACCACAGUGAAAGUCGCUUCCCCAGUCAUGGUCAGUAACCCUGCCACACGCAUGUUGAAAACUGCUGCAGCGCAGGUGGGUACUGCAGGCACGUCCUCGCCCACCACUACUACGAGGCCCAUCAUCACUGUGCACAAGUCUGGCGCAGUGACUGUGGCUCAGCAGGCCCAGGUGGUAACCACUGUGAUGGGAGGCGUUACCAAGACCAUUGCCUUGGUUAAGAGUCCCCUCACCAUGGGCAGUGGUGGCACUCUGAUAUCAAACCUUGGCAAGAUGAUGUCUGUGGUUCAAACCAAACCAGUGCAGACAUCAGCUGUCACGGGUCAGGCUUCCACUAACCCUCUCACCCAAAUAAUUCAGACAAAGGGUCCCCUGCCAGCCGGCACUAUUCUGAAGCUGGUGACCUCUGCAGAUGGAAAACCUGCAACGAUCAUCACCACCUCCCAGGCUGGAGGUGCCGGGAACAAGCCUACAAUCCUUAACAUCAGUGGCGUCUCUUCAAAUGCCGCUAAACAAGGCCCCACCAUUAUUAAAACCAUCCCAAUGUCGGCCAUCAUGACCCAACCUGGAGCAACAGGUGUGACAAGUAGCACAGGAAUGAAAACACCCAUUACAAUCCUUACAACCAAGGUGAUGACCGCUGGAACGCCUGGCAAAAUUAUCACUGCAGUGCCCAAGCUUGGAACUGCAGCUGGCCAGCAGGGAUUGACACAGGUUGUUUUGAAGGGUGCCCCAGGGCAGCCAGGGACUAUUUUGCGGACUGUACCCAUGAGCACAGUUGGUGGUGUACGACUUGUUACGCCAGUGACAGUAUCUGCUGUUAAACCCACUGUCACAACCCUGGUUGUCAAGGGAACAACUGGUGUCACCUCUCUUGGCACAGUCACUGGUACAGUCUCCACAAGCCUGGCAGGUGGCACUGUGGACACUGCUAACGCAUCUCUGGUUACUCCCAUCACCACAUUGGGGACCAUUGCUACCCUGUCGAGUCAGGUCAUCAGUUCGCCUGCAAUAACUGUAUCUGCUGCCCAGACCACCCUAACGUCUGCAAACACAUUGCCCUCGUCCAGCAUCACAGUGCAGAACCAGCCCACCCAGGUCACUCUGAUCACAACUCCCAGUGGUGUAGAAGCACAACCAGUUCAGGAUCUUCCAGUGUCAAUCCUGGCUUCACCCACCUCUGAGCAGCCUAGCUCCUCUGAAGCUGGAGCUGCUGGAGAUGGGUCUGGGACUGUAACUUUAGUCUGCUCUAACCCGCCGUGUGAGACACACGAUACAGGAACUACUAAUACAGCCACGACAUCGUCUGCCAACAUUGGCGCAGGGCAAGUUUGCUCCAAUCCACCCUGUGAAACCCAUGAAACUGGAACCACCACCACAGCCACAAUGUCCUCUGCUAUAAUUGGAGCAGAACAGGUCUGUUCAAACCCUCCUUGCGAGACUCACGAAACGGGAACCACCAACACAGCUACGAUGGCAUCUUCAAAUAUGCCCGCUCUGCGUGUGUGCUCCAACCCGCCAUGUGAGACCCAUGAAACGGGGACAACCAACACGGCAACCACAGCAUCAGCUAGCAUGGGAAGAGUCCAGCAGGUGUGCUCCAAUCCUCCCUGUGAGACUCAUGUGACCGGUACCACCAACACAUCCACGCAAGCAUCCUCCAACAUGAGUGAAGGCCAAACUAGCACGGUGCAAAGGGUUUGCUCAAACCCACCUUGUGAAACGCACGAGACAGGGACAACUAACACGCCAUCAACAGCCACCUCCAACAUGGGAGGGGACCAGACCAGCUCAGCAACUGGUGCCGUUCAAAGAGUUUGCUCCAACCCACCUUGCGAAACACACGAAACUGGGACCACCAACACAGCCACCACUGCCACCAGCAAUCUUGAAGCCGGAGAGGGCACAGCAGCUCAGCAGACAGAUGAUGUAACUGAAGGCACCAGCAGCACUGAAGAGGCCUCUUCCACUGCAGCAGUUGUUACCACCACCCAGGGGAGGGCUAUCACUACUGUCACUCAAUCCACACCUGUCCCUGGACCAUCCGUACCUUCGAUCUCGUCAAUCACAGAGGGGGGGAGCGCAGAAGCCACCACAGAAGAGCCCAUGCAGACUGAUGAAACUGCAUCAGCAGAAGCUGUACCUGCAGAGGAAGCAACUCCAAUGGAAACUCAGGCAGAAGGAGAUGCAGUAGCCACAGCCACAGCCUUGAACCUGCCAUCGGAGCUCAUGUCUGAAGGCCAGGGGGCCACACUGAUGGUAACGGGGCUCUCAGACGAGGAGCUGGCUGUCACAGCGGCUGCAGAGGCCGCUGCUCAGGCAGCAGCUACUGAAGAGGCCCAGGCCCUGGCCAUCCAAGCUGUCCUCCAGGCUGCCCAGCAAGCUGUAAUGAAUGAAGGCGAUGCAGCUGGAGAGGGCCAGCAAACCACCACCAUCCCCAUCAUGCUGACACAGCAGGAGCUUGCAGCACUGGUCCAGCAGCAGCAGCAGCUUCAGGAGGCCCAGGCUGCCACUCAGCAAAGCGCUGUAGACACAAGCAUGCCCACUGAAGGCCUCGCUCCUGCUGACAGCCUUAACGACCCCUCUGUGGAGAGCAACGGGCACAGCGAGAUGGCUGCCGCAGUAACAAGUGCAGUGGCCUCCCUCCUACCACGUACCACUGCUGAGACACUGGCCCCUUCGAGUACAUUUGCACCGGUUGUGUCAGUGGCCAGCCCAGCGAAGCUGCAAGCAGCAGCUGCACUAGCUGAAGUAGCCAAUGGCAUUGAGGGCGAGAAGCAAGCCCCUCAGCCAACCCCUGUGAAGCCUGCUGUCAAGAAAGAGAAUCAGUGGUUUGAUGUCGGAAUUGUAAAAGUGACAAAUAUGGUUGUCACUCACUUCUACGUGCCAGCAGAUGAUUCACAGGGAGAUGACGACUCCGGAGUCAUUCCAGACUACGGCCAGAUGAAGAAAAUGGAGCUUCAGCCUGGGACAGCGUACAAAUUCCGUGUAGCUGGAAUCAAUGCUUGUGGCCGUGGGGCCUUCUCAGAGAUAUCUGCUUUUAAGACUUGUUUACCUGGCUUCCCUGGCGCCCCGUGCGCCAUCAAAAUCAGCAAGAGCCCAGAUGGCGCUCACCUGACCUGGGAGCCUCCCAGUGUGACGUCGGGGAAGAUCAUAGAGUAUUCCGUGUACCUGGCCAUCCAGAGCAACCAGACGGCCGAGGCCAAGGCCUCCACCCCAGCCCAGUUAGCAUUUAUGCGCGUGUACUGUGGUCCCAACCCCUCUUGCCUGGUGCAGUCUUCCAGCCUCUCCAACGCCCACAUUGACUACACCACCAAGCCAGCCAUCAUCUUCCGCAUCGCCGCCCGAAAUGAGAAGGGCUACGGUCCUGCCACUCAAGUUCGAUGGCUGCAGGAGUCUGGCAAAGAUGGCGCCUCUGCAAAACCGGCACCCAAAAGACCAGGCACCUCUCCGGAUACUAAGACUACUGGUCCAAAGAAAGCAAGGACGGACCAGUGAGGUUGCCCAGAUCCCUCUCCCUUUGUCCUUUUCCUACUUGCUGUCCUUUUUAUCAGGAAGACCUCUUCAUCCUCAAUGUCAUCCCAACAGCAUUCUCCUCAAGUCUCGGACACGACAGCAACAGAGGCACAACAACUGAUUUAAGCCAAGAUGAAAGUCAAUCUGAGUCGUUUCUGUAGAUAAAACCCUCUUUCGUCCAUGUUCUGUUGGCCCAUGAUAUUUGUAGAGCGGCAUACACCUAGAAGCACAUUAUCUUUUUCAGUCAAAUCCUCUUGCGCCAUUUUAAUGUUUGCUUUUUGGGGGGCUUGUUUGAGUAGUUUAGCAGUAUAGAGAACCAUUUGCAUCUUUCACAAAGUGAGAGCCGACCUGAGUGCUAUGUUACCUUUUUUUUUUGUCAUCUUUUGUGAAUCCUGGGGGAUGUAGAGAGAGACUACAUACAUGUACAUUGUUGGAACAAGUUUGUGGAGGCAUUAGAUUAGAUGAGCAAAAAAAAAAAAAAAAUUGGUAUGGAAUCAAAUAAAGCACUUGUCCUUAAUGAGAGGACAUUAUUUUUUUCCUUUCUUUUUUGCUCCAAAUUGCAUCAGCAAGACCCGAGUCCGUACAGUCGUGAUGGUACGGGACUCCUGGUAACAUGACUGCUUUUCAUCCCAAGAUGAGGACUGUGGCAUCCGGAAGUGGUCUCCAUCCCCCAAAAGAAAAAAAAAAUUGCAGAGAAUUGAGCUUGAACUUUGCUCCGACUGAGACUUGCACCACACAACAUUGCAAAAUCUUCCCCAAAAAUUGGCGAGCAAUGGCGCAGAUCGUUGUGUAGUUUAUUUUUGUAUUUUUUUUUAAGGUUUUCCCCAGCUGUGUAUGUGUGCAUUUUUAAAAACAUCUUUUUUUUUUUUCUUUUUAAACUGUUCAUCCCCUCACUCGAUACUAUGUUUGUGGGCAGAUGGGUGGCCAUGUUGAAGUUGCCACUAUAUUUUUUAAAAGUAGUCAUCCAGUUGGUUGUAUGUUCUUGUUAGCAGAUGGCAAUGAAACAGCAAGACCUUUGUAUGUAUUUGAUCCAAGUAGAACCGCAGCGGUUAUAGGACUGAAGGGAACUUAAAGUGGACCCAGGGAUAGAUUUUACUUUGUUUACUCCAACGUUCUCAAUGUUUUGCUUUGUAUGCCAAACAUGGUUUCACGGGGUUCAUACCCACUCCCUUAACAUCCCACUCAGUUGUCCUAUGCUUUUUAUGCUCAUGAAUGUGGUCUCUCACCUCUUCGUUCAUUUUUUUUGUAGAAUGUCAAAUUAUAUUAGUAGGCAUAUUCCCCUAUCCUAUUGAUGUAUGUGAAUCCAUUUAAUAAAUUUUAAUUUUUUUCCCUU